Molecule: messenger RNA, 2905 nt
Organism: Pomacea canaliculata
Lineage: Eukaryota; Metazoa; Mollusca; Gastropoda; Architaenioglossa; Ampullariidae
Exons: 4
Coding region: 350-1306 (318 amino acids)
Source: RefSeq, a predicted model, not a curated record
UUUCCUUACGAAAAAAAGCGCUGUAAACGCCAAAUAAAAAAAAAAAAAAAAUGUAAAAACACGGCGGUUAUUUUCGCCCGCCGCUCCCAAUGAGAAUCUGCGCGCGGGCCUACAAAAAUAUCCGCCGCGCCGGCAUUGUAUGUUGUAAGACGUUGUCGUUCUUCAGAACACACUUCUUACCUUCUUGAAUAUGGACGAGUCCAGGAAUAGCACCACCAGCAGCUGUCGCAUCAUCCACGCCACCUGGAGAAUGAGCCGCGAUACCAGAGCAGCUUCUGUCAACUAAUAAGAGAACCGAGGUGACUGGAUUGAAAAUGAUCUCCCUUGAGUGAACACAUCAUCUUCAGUCAUGGCGUGGACUGUAUCGCACAAAUACAAGGCCAUCUCAGUGCUGUGCAUCAUUCUUUUCUGCUUGUCCAUCCUCUAUGGGGAAAUUUUCUUAUCCAAGACACAACAAAGCAGCAGUGUGCAGCCUAACAAACCCAUGGAAUACAAUGUCACGAUGGUCAGCGCCUUCAUAGACAUUGGCGAGUUCGGCAAAGGUGCCCGGAACAUUAAGCGCGACCACAGGAUCUACCAGAACUGGUCAUGGGCCUACUCCGCCAUCUACUCGCCGCUUGUAUUCUACACGGACUCCCCGUCCUUCGCCGACCACAUGCAGCACGUGCGACAGAAACAGCCGGACCUCACUAAGAUUAUCCUCGUCAACCGCACCAGCCUGUGGGCCUUCCAGCUGAGGGACGCCAUCGCAGCCAUUUACCGUGCUGGUUACCCUAAACACUACCCCAACACCGUCUACCCGGAUUACACGUGCGUCACGCACGCCAAGUUCGAGUUCGUCAAAGACGCCAUCUUGAACAACUACUUCAACAGCAGGCAUGUGGUGUGGGUGGAUGUAGGCUACUUUCGAGACAUGUGGACACGGCACAAUAAAACCACAGCUUUCACAAUGCAUCUUUUGGCCAACCUGGAUCCCAAGCGGGUUCUCUGUACACAGGUGGGAGCGCCGAACUUCACGAUGGCUUGGAGAGAUAUUUUCUGGAAGAAUAUCAACUGGGUAGCAGGCGGCUUCUUCUUGGCUAAACGACAGGUCAUGGUGAAUUUCGUGCUGCAGUAUCAAAGAGCCGUGGAACUGUUCUUGCGACUAAAUCAAAGCCAGGUGGAGCAGCAUGUCCUAUAUUCUAUUUACACCGGCGAAGGCAGAGAAAUUGUAAAGCCAACAAUAGAACUUCAACCGAUUGUGUCACGCUGGUUUGAUCUUGGAUUCAACUCUUUAGUUCCAGUAAACGAUUCUUCUUUAUCUUAAAGACUUGAAUUCAUGUCUACGUUCCAAAACGUGCAAUGAACUAUAUAUAUAUUAACAAAUUUUUAUUGCUAUUUUUAUUAUUGAAUUUGUAGAGCACAUUUUAUAAAUUUUGAAAGACAUUAGGUAUUUUAUCGUUUAGUCCCUCAAAAAAGCCUUUAAAAAGUACUUAUUACUGAUUUUCUAAAAGUAUCUACACAAAUUUACUUUUCAACAAAAACUAAAGGUUUAUUUUUUAAAAACAGUUUUACAAAACUGGCGUGUGUUUAACAGCUCCAAUAAAUAAUGUUUUGUUAUUUUAAAACACAGAAGAUUUACUAUAAAGACAAAUACCUGAUAAUAUAUUUUUAUUAUACAACUUGAUGGCUUAUCUUGAUGGAAGAGAUUCGUUAAGAUUGAGCUUGAUUUUUAAAAAAUCAUUUUAGACCAUGGAUUUAAUUUUAUGCAAACAAUUCUGAAAGUCUUUGAUUUUGGCAAAGAUAUUUGUAGUUAGAUAAAGAUUUGUAACAUUAAAAUCUAAGUUCAGCAGUUAUAGCAAAGGGUUACAGGAGUACUCACUAUACGAACCUACCGGUGACAUUAAGAGACAGUAUUAUGUGACAUAAGGUCGAAUGAAAUAAGGGCUCGAAGUAAAUAUAUUUAAGUUUUCUCUGUGAAGAACUUGCAUAACAGGAAAGACUCCCAUAAUUCUUGUUUUUCUUGUAAAAAUUUUACAUUUUUUUUUUGUUUUUUGCUUUGCUCUAGAAAUGGCUACUAAUUAUUUUAACUUUUUGUAGAGAUCGUAUUAGUAUAAGAAUUCUAUGCUGGAUCUUUAUUGGAGGGAGCUGUAUAUGUAGUAUUUAUAGCUUAUAUUUUUCCAUAUUCUAACCAUGAUAUCCGAGAUAGUUAUGUAUGAGUGUUACACUAUGUGUUUAUAUAUUUAUAUGCACGUGCACAGUGUAAUAAAAAAAAAAUAAACUGGAAAAUAAUUGUUUGAGGUAUGAAUUGGGAAGUUGAAUUUCUGAUAGUCCUACCUCAAAUUCUCACUCCAAGUCGAUGGUCUGCAGAAGUUUAGUAAAAUAGUGACUAGCAGAGUUGUCUGGAGAAUAUUCCAUCUAGCUGUUGCUGGGUAGGGUGAGAUAAAACAUGGUUUUUUGGUUGUUGUUGUUUUUUUUUUCUUUUUUUUGAUUGGUGAAAACAGGAAGCGGUGGAGGGUCGAUAGCAGGGUUGGGAAGCACGUAUCCGAGACAGCUACCGAGCAAAGCCACCCACAAAUUGUCCUCUCCGUGUCCACGUGUCAGAUUAAAGAGCGAGACGCCGACCACAACAUAAAUAAGGAUCAUUUGGCAAAAAAAAUACAAUUUCACUUCGAGGAAUUCGACGUUCCAUGAUGCGCCACAAGCCAGUCGGUGGUUGGUGGUGGUAGUGGUGGUGUUGUGCCUUCCAUCAGUACCGGGUGAGCGACGACUGCGGAAUCCAAGAAUUAUAUGAGGCAUCGUAACCAUACCAUUUGACUAAAUACUCCUUUCUUCCUCCUGCCCCCACAUUAAAAUCUCCUCGAUUCGAUACUUGUCUUUUACACCGACCUUUUGUAGUUCUUGGCUGUAAAACGUUCUGUGUACA